GAGUGAGAUAAAAAGAGAGAAAGAGUACUCGAGUGACGUUUUCGAACGCAACCAAGAGGUCUGUUUUUAUUGCUGAACUGGCUGCACUCUCUCAUCUUUCUUCCACCAAGUUUUAUCUGUAUAUCUGUCUCUUUUUAAAUUCCGAAAGUGCACACUAGUUGACACUAGUUCAAACAAACACAUCGCAAAGUAGUAGUGUCAAAUCGUGAGAAAGCAAGGUGCACAUAAAAUAAUUUCGAUAAUUUACCAACGUCGACGACACCUUUCAAACAGCAACAAUGCACGACGCUUACGAGGAAAUGUCUGUAUUAAAUAUCACCGUGCAAAUCGAGUCUAUGGCUGCAUAUGAUGACAAUCUAUUAAUAGGCACUAGAGAGGGUCAUCUUCUUAUGUACAAUGUACCGUCAGUGUUUGAUGGUAGCCACAAGCUGGAGCUAUUACGACAUAGUAAAAAUUUUAAUAAAAAACGUAUCAAUCAGCUAGACGUAGUGCCAGAAUACAAUCUAUUGGUCAUCCUGACAGAUAACAUUGUAUGCAUUCACGACUUAAAUUCGCCAAAUUUCCAACAAAUAUGUCAACUACAAAAGACCAGAGGUGCUACUCUCUUUACCUUGGAUGUCCUGUCCACUCAGAGUCUGACAGGUGAAAAGAACACUGUAGUGCGCUUGUGUGUUGCUGUCAAGCGUAAAUUACAAUUGUAUUACUGGAAGGGAAAGAAAUUUGAGGAAUUUAAAAAUUUUGAGAUGACUGUACCAGAUAUACCACGACAGUUGUCAUGGUGCGGUGAAACUUUGAUAUUAGGAUUUCGUGGAUUGUCCUACACUAUUUUCGAUUUAAAUGGCAAAGCUAAAGAACUCUUUCCCACUGGUAAGUCUCCAGAGCCAAGUAUUACAAAAUUAUCGGAUAAUUCGUUCGUACUGGGAAAGGAUUCUCAGUCGUUUAUUAUGGACACCAAAGGAGAGCUGGUCCAGCACAACCCUGUGAAAUGGUCUGACACACCUGGCGUGAUAGCGUGGGACGAACCUUAUCUGCUCGGUAUCGUGCACGACAAAUUGGAGGUGUACACGUUGGAGGGAUGUCUACACAUUCAAACGAUAAAGGACCUGAAUAAAGCUAGACUCAUAUUUCGAUGUAAACAAGGAAAGGUUUUCGUAGCAUCCAUCAGUCAGAUUUGGUGCAUCAAAGCAAUCGACGUUACCUUACAGAUUAGGACUCUACUGGAACAAAAUCAAUUUCAGUUGGCAUUGAAAUUAACCGGUUUGUCAGACAUAACGGAAGAAGAGAAAUCCAAACAAAUCUACAAAAUACAAACGUUAUACGCGCAUCAUCUGUUCUAUAACAAGCGAUUUCAAGAGGCGAUGGACUUGUUUUUGAAGUUGGGAACUGAUCCGUAUGAGGUGAUCAGGUUGUUCCCGGACUUGGUUACACCGUCGACCAAUACACACGAGCUCAGUGAUCCGGCACCGAGCUUGCCGAAAUUGCAGGAUCACGAUUUGGAGAAGGGUUUACGCGCUCUGAUAGUUUUCCUGACUGAAGUCAGGCAUAAGCUGAUGGCGAAGGACAAGGAGCUGAGUAAAGAAAAGAACGGAUUAAAUGGAGAAAAAAAUAUCACUGCUGUGGCUACAGAGCAGCUUUUGAAGAUUAUAGAUACUACUCUAUUGAAAUGCUAUUUGCAGACCACCGAUGCUUUGGUAGCGCCUCUACUCAGACUGAAUCACUGUCAUUUGGCAGAGGCUGAGAAAACCCUGUUGAUGCAUCAGAAAUAUCCAGAGCUCAUUAUAUUGUAUCAAACUAAGGGUCAACAUAAGAAGGCGCUGGAAUUGUUGGAGAAGCACGCAAAAGAAAACGAUUCUAGUCUAAAAGGCACCGAACGUACCAUACAGUAUUUGCAACAUCUCGGCAAGGAUCACAUGGAUUUGAUCCUGAAGUUUGCUGGAUGGGUUUUAACGGAGGAUCCUGAACAAGGUCUCAGGAUAUUCAUGGAAGACAUUCAGGAAGUUGAGCAUUUACCCAGACCAAAAAUACUAGAUUUCCUUCUACGGUGUCACAAGGAUUUGGUGAUACAGUAUCUCGAGCACGUGGUACACGUUUGGGAAGACAGCAAUCCAUUGUUUCACAAUGUUUUAAUACACCAGUACAAGGAAAAGUGUCUGGCUUCCAUGGAUGCGAAUGCGACGCCGGCGGAAAAGGAAGCGUCGCAGCACAUUCGACAGAAGUUGCAACAAUUCCUGGAAAAGUCGACGUACUAUACGCCAGAAACAAUACUUGUACACUUCCCGUUCGAUAGCUUGUUCGAGGAACGCGCAAUUAUACUUGGACGGCUUGGUCGCCACCAGCAGGCUAUAUCAAUAUACAUUAGCCUCUUAAACGACAUACCACGUGCAAUACAAUAUUGUCAUAAUGUAUACACAAGGUACCAGAAAAUUGUGCUUCAAGAUCAAAAUCGUGCGGAGAAACAGAAGCAAACCGAUAACGCCGAUGAAGUCUACGUUCUGCUAAUUCAGCAACUAUUGAAACCUGAUAAUGAAGGUGUUUUAAUGGCCGGUUGUCACACGGAAAUGCAGAGAACAGCACAGCCGGAUCUAGAGAUGGCUCUCCAAUUGCUGGAGGAACACGCCUCUGAAAUAAAUCCAAUGAAAGCCUUGGAAGUAUUGCCGGAUUCCGUGCCUAUCGGUAGGAUAAGACGUUUUUUGGAGGUUAGCCUGCAGAACAACUUGAACACCAGACGAAGAAUGCAGGUUCUCAAGGGGUUACUUUACGCGGAGCAUUUGCAAGUGCAAGAACAACGGAUGCACUAUGAAUCGCAAAACGUCCUCAUGACGGAGUUUAAUAUAUGUCCAGUUUGUAAAAAACGAUUCGGCAAUCAGAGCGCUUUCGCGCGGUAUCCCAAUGGCGACAUAGUGCAUUACUCUUGUCAAGAUCGUAAAGGAUAAAAACGAAACUAUGUAACAAUAAUACCCAUCUCAUAUAUAUGACUCGUCGGAAGCUGUAAAUAUUAAAUACAUAUGCAUUUUACGUACACGAAUUUCCCAAAUCCUAUUGUGCGUAUUAUAUAUAUAUUACGCAAACUUCAAGAAUUAUUCCUCCAAGCAAAGCUACUUUCAUCAAGAAGCGUUUUCAUCCGAACUGUUACAGUUUAUCUCCUUUUUUCAUAGUAAAUUUUUGUUAUAAAAAGUGCAAAUAAAUACUUGAGAACGAA
Molecule: messenger RNA, 3199 nt
Organism: Odontomachus brunneus
Lineage: Eukaryota; Metazoa; Arthropoda; Insecta; Hymenoptera; Formicidae
Gene: Vps39
Product: vam6/Vps39-like protein
Exons: 11
Coding region: 279-2933 (884 amino acids)
Biological process (GO): intracellular protein transport; vesicle-mediated transport; autophagy
Cellular component (GO): membrane; cytoplasm
Molecular function (GO): protein binding
Source: RefSeq, a predicted model, not a curated record